AUGCUCCUUUUAAGUCUCCUUAUAAGAAAAGUAGAGAGAGGAAAAAGAGUCAGGGCUUCGGGAUGUAAACUACACAAGUACCCAAGAUUACUAUAUUAUCAGACUCAAUAUAAUGUUGGAUGUGGAAAAUGUCCUGAGGGCUUUUUAUAUACGUGUUUUACGUGUAAAACACGAUUUUGCAAUACACAUCAUGAUCUGCUUAAUGCAUUUAAAUGUGGAGAAAGUAUUAACGGAAAAUAUACUGAUCAUAAAGUCAGAGACUGCUACGCAAAUAAAUGCUUUAUUUCUGUUGAUCUUCUUAAAGGUAAAACAGAAGAAGUAGCGUUAGAAAAAUAUACAAAGCAAGGAUGUGGAGAGUGCCCCAAGGGUGCAGGACAAUGCAGGACAUGCACAAAAAAUCAAUGUAACACUAAAGAUUUCUAUCAAGAAAUGAGAUAUUGUUGGAAAAAUGAUAAUGAAGUUGUAGAAUGCAGUAAAACAGCAAAUAAGAAAUGCUAUUAUGCUUAUUCCUAUGAUAAAAAAGGUGGGGGAAAAUAA
Molecule: messenger RNA, 537 nt
Organism: Meloidogyne enterolobii
Lineage: Eukaryota; Metazoa; Nematoda; Chromadorea; Rhabditida; Meloidogynidae
Source: the annotation of a GenBank genome assembly